Messenger RNA from Dunckerocampus dactyliophorus (ringed pipefish), 1161 nucleotides. Its product is annotated as homeobox protein goosecoid-2. Gene Ontology annotation, molecular function: DNA-binding transcription factor activity, RNA polymerase II-specific; RNA polymerase II cis-regulatory region sequence-specific DNA binding. The transcript has 5 exons. Gene Ontology annotation, biological process: regulation of transcription by RNA polymerase II. The coding region runs from base 348 to 875 and encodes 175 amino acids. The record is from RefSeq and is a predicted model, not a curated record. NCBI's taxonomy places the organism in Eukaryota, Metazoa, Chordata, Actinopteri, Syngnathiformes, Syngnathidae. Gene Ontology annotation, cellular component: nucleus.
AUUUACAGGUGUAUGCCAUUUAGUCGUAGCCACCGAGCCAACUAUAACUUGUCAGUAAAAGUUGUGAAAAUCUCAAAAUACUUACCCGGGAGUCCCACUGAGGUGCUGAUGUUCCUCCAGGCGUUCGUUCGACUUUCCGUGUGGCGGUAGUUGUUUAAAGUGACGUUGUACAGCUCCGGCGGCAGACUUCUCCCGCCUUUUCCGCCCGCACGUCACUGCUGCCGCCUGUGCGCGAUGUCGCGUUCCUGAUAUUUGCAAUGACCGACUACAGCCACCAGAGGACGCAGGGCACUGCUCGCCACGGUUCUCUAUGAGGAGGAGACACGGUGAUGAGAUAGGCUGAGGACAUGGACGCUCUGAUGAGGCUGGAGAGACAAAGGUUUCCUUUCAGCAUUGAAGACAUCCUGAGAAAAUAUCCUGACACUUACGAAGACUUUGGAGGUGCUGGACUCAAAGAUGAGACAAGGGGCUCUUCGUGUGUCCACCAGACGUGUUUGUGUUGUUGCUGCUGCUGCUGCUGCUCACACUGUGGAGACGUAGUGCACCAUGAAGCAGCAUCUUGUCGCUAUGAAUGGACCGGCGCAGCAGCUCCCUCUGACCCAAGCAAGCUCGGAGAGGCGCACGUAGAAGACACAUCGUCCAAUCAGGCCCAGAGAAGAACCAGGCGACACCGCACCAUCUUCACAGAGGAGCAGUUGGACGCGCUGGAGGACCUCUUUCUGCAGAAUCAGUACCCUGAUGUCAACACGCGGGAGAAACUAGCACAGCGCACUCACUUGAGAGAGGAAAGGGUCGAGGUUUGGUUUAAAAACCGAAGAGCCAAGUGGAGGCGCCAGAGAAGACUCUCAUUUAACGUGGGAAACAUAGAAAAUUAAAUUUGUCUGCAUCCUGUGUCGUGAAAUCAUUUAAAAUGUUUUGUGCCAUUCAAACUGUUUGGGUGAGUUUGAUUGUUACAUGUCAAAUCAUAAAAUGUUUUGUACUACCUGUAAGGAAAAUGUGUUCUUGUGUGAACUACUAAGAAGAUGUCAUGUUUUCAGUCAUGCUUAUUGUAAAAUCGUUAGCGUUAGUGUGUAAAAGCCCUGUGCUGUUAAAGCAUGCAAAAGCAUCAAUGCCGUAAUACCAAUAUUUCACUACUGUGACUAAACCCAAACCCUGCAUUAA